Molecule: messenger RNA, 885 nt
Organism: Letharia columbiana
Lineage: Eukaryota; Fungi; Ascomycota; Lecanoromycetes; Lecanorales; Parmeliaceae
Exons: 3
Coding region: 1-885 (294 amino acids)
Cellular component (GO): plasma membrane
Source: RefSeq, a predicted model, not a curated record
AUGGCUAUACCGAGUUUCUUGAAAUACGCCUUUGUAUGGAUACUGCCUCUGGUGAGCGCUUGCACCUGGCUGGCCAUGCUUCUAGCCAUGUUAAUCAUCUGGGAGCUUGAAGGCCACCCUCAUUACGCCUCAAUGAGCGCCAAUCAACACAUAGCAUACAUCUCCGACAUUGGCGCCCAGGGUUUGAAACCCCUCUUUAUAGCAGGCUGCUGCGUCACCACUGUCUUCCUCGACCUUUCCUUCGCAUCAGAGCGUUGGCUACGACACACAGGACGUUUGGCAAAGAAUUUGGGCGUGGCCGAGAAGGUCCUGUCCGGCUUGUCCAUCAUCUUCGCCAUCGCAGGAACCUGCGGCCUGAUCCUCCUCUCCAUCUUCGACACUCUCCAUCACCCGCAUCUGCACGACGGCUUCCUCCUCUUGUUCAUCGCUGGCUACGUCAUCAGCGCCAUCUUCAUCUGCGCCGAGUACCAACGCCUCGGCGUGCAUUUCCGCCAACAUCGGAUCCUGCGUCUCUCCUUCUGGCUCAAACUCAUAUUCAUUAUCGUGGAGGUCGUUUUUGCAAUCAUCUUCGCGGCCACCACGUUCGACGGUGAACAGAACGUCGCGGCCAUUUUCGAAUGGAUCAUCGCGUUCGUCUUUACCUUCUACGUCCUUACUUUCUUUGUGGAUUUGCUGCCGGCGGCCCGGAGCACCCAGGAGCACUCGAACGCUGAGCUUCUGCGUCGCAAAGAAGCAGAGAAUGGGGGUGCGAUGAUGGAGGAUUCUGGAUACACCAACGGGACGACGACGAAUGGCGUCAAUGGGAAUGCAUAUGCGGUUGGAGCGGCAGGGCAUGAUGGUGCUGGGACGGGGCAUUAUAGACCACCUGCUGCGCAGAACUUUUGA